CCCAGUCCUAGUCCCAAUUCCACACUCUCAGUCCAAACGACACCGUUUUAAGCAAUGCUCCCAAAUUAGGGUUUCCAAUUUCUCACAAACAAGCUCAAAGACCGAGGCUUUACAAUGCAGGGCUCGUCGCCGGCUCAGCCGGAGGCCAUACUGGAGUGGCUUCACAAGGAAAUGGGGUACAGACCCCUGGGCAGCUACGGCGGCUCCGCCUCCGGGAAGUCGCAGCUGCCGUCGAUCGACGCCGUGAGGAAGAUUUGCAGAGGGAACAUGAUCCCCGUUUGGAGCUUCUUGAUCACGCGCGUGAAGUCGGAGAGUACGGUGAAGAAUAUACGGCGGAAUAUUACGGUGCACGGCGACAGCGGCGGCGCGGCGGUGAAGAAGGAGGAGGGGAGGAGUAGAGGGAGGAGGAAGGAGAAGGUUGGGGAGAGUUCGAGUGCGGCGGAGGUCAGGGAGGCGGCGCUGCAGGAGAGGGAGGCGGCGGAGAAGGAGGUGGAGAAGCUGAGGAAUAUUGUGAAGAGGCAGAGGAAGGAUUUGAAGGCUAGGAUGUUGGAGGUUUCGAGGGCCGAGGCUGAAAGGAAGAGGAUGCUUGAUGAGAGAUCAAAGAAGAGGCAUAAGCAGGUGAUGUUGGACGCGUACUAUCUACAGUGUGAGGAAGCGGAAAAGAUAUUUGCAGAGUAUCAUAAACGUCUAUGUUAUUAUGUUAAUCAAGCCAGGGAUUCUCAAAGGUUAAGUGUGGAUUCGUCUCUAGAAUCGGUUAAUAGCUUUAGUUCCAACAGUGAAAAGGAGGCUGUUUAUUCAACACUUAGGGGCAGUAAAGCUGCAGAUGAUGUGCUUCUUAUUGAAACCACUCGGGAAAGAAACAUAAGGAAGGCCUGUGAAUCUCUUGCAGCACAUAUGAUUGAAAAGAUUCGCAAUUCCUUUCCUGCAUAUGAAGGAAGUGGUAUUCAUUCAAGUCCUCAGUUAGAAGCAGCCAAGUUAGGAUUCGAAUUUGAUGCGCAAUUACCUGAGGAGGUCAGAGAUGCAAUUCUGAAUGGUCUGAAGAGUCCUCCUCAGUUGCUUCAGGCAAUUACGUCAUACACAUCACGACUGAAAUCUGUAAUUUCCAGAGAAAUAGAGAAAAUUGAUGUAAGAGCUGAUGCAGAAACUUUAAGGUACAAGUAUGAAAACAACCGAGUUAUAGAUGUUUCUUCUCCUGACGUGAGUUCACCUUUACACUAUCAACUUUAUGGUAAUGGAAAGAUGGGAAUUGAUGCACCAUCUAGGGGAACACAGCUUCUUGAAAGACAGAAAGCUCAUGUUCAGCAAUUUUUGGCUACUGAAGAUGCACUGAACAAAGCUGCAGAAGCUAGGAGUCUAUGUCAGAAUCUUAUAAAGCGUUUGCAUGGAAAUAGUGAUGGAGUGUCUUCAGGCAUAUCACAAAAUGUGGGCAGUCUUAGGCAACUUGAGUUGGAGGUUUGGGCCAAGGAAAGAGAAGUUGCCGGCUUGAGGGCAAGCUUGAAUACGCUAAUGUCUGAAAUACAGCGCCUGAAUAAAUUAUGUGCAGAAAGAAAAGAAGCUGAAGAUUCAUUGAAAAAGAAGUGGAAAAAGAUUGAAGAAUUUGAUUCCCGCAGAUCUGAACUGGAAACCAUAUAUACUGCUCUAUUAAAAGUUAACAUGGAUGCUGCCGCCUUCUGGAAUCAGCAACCAUUAGCUGCAAGGGAAUAUGCAUCAAGCACUAUUAUUCCAGCAUGCACAAUAGUUAUGGAUCUUUCAAAUAAUGCAAAAGAUCUUAUUGAAAAAGAAGUAUCUGCUUUUGAUCAAAGUCCUGAUAAUAGUCUCUACAUGCUUCCAGCAACUCCACAGGCACUAUUGGAGUCAAUGGGUGCACACGGCUCUACUGGACCUGAAGCUGUUGCUGCUGCAGAGAAGAAUGCAGCUAUAUUAACUGCAAAAGCAGGUGCUAGGGAUCCAUCAGCAAUACCUUCUAUAUGUCGUGUGUCAGCCGCCCUACAGUAUCCUGGUGGUCUGGAGGGUUCAGAUGCUGCUUUAGCCUCGGUGCUAGAGUCGCUGGAGUUCUGUUUAAAACUUCGUGGUUCUGAGGCUAGCGUGUUGGAGGACUUAGCGAAGGCAAUCAAUUUGGUCCAUACACGACAGGACCUUGUUGAAAGUGGUCAUGUGUUGUUGAACCAUGCCUAUAGAGCUCAACAAGAAUAUGAUAGGAAAACGAGUUUCUGUUUGAAUUUGGCUGCUGAGCAAGAGAGAACUGUCACAGAGAAAUGGUUGCCAGAACUGAAGACUGCAAUUCUGAAUGCUCAGAAGUGCUUGGAAGACUGCAAUUAUGUUAGGGGAUUGCUUGAUGAAUGGUGGGAGCAACCAGCUGCAACAGUUGUUGACUGGGUCCUAGUUGAUGGAUUGAAUGUUGCUGCUUGGCACAAUCAUGUGAAGCAGCUCCUUGCGUUUUACGAUCAGGAGCACAUGUGAAUACUUUGAACACUGAAUGAAGCAAGACGUGUUUUGGACCUCCUCCCCCGUCUUCCUUUCUCAAUUCUGCCACUCAGUGACUACAAAGAACCAUGUAAACUGUAGCCCUGUCUGAAAGUAACAUCUAUACUGUACAGUUAGGAGUGCAACAGAGCCAUUCAUUGAGAUCACCACAGCCAUACAUUGGAUUUGGGGAAGAGGAGGGUAGCCCCGGCGGGAAGAACACGUCCGGGUCUUCGUUGCUCUGUAGUUUGUAUCAUAACUUUGUAGAUUGAUUUCUAGUGGGUAUUCUCAUGAGGCUUGAUUGAUGCCAGAAGAUGGAAAGUGUUAUUAUACUGGUAUCA
This is a messenger RNA of Fragaria vesca subsp. vesca, 2804 nucleotides long. RefSeq lists its product as uncharacterized. Gene Ontology annotation, cellular component: HAUS complex; spindle microtubule. The record is from RefSeq and is a predicted model, not a curated record. Gene Ontology annotation, biological process: spindle assembly. NCBI's taxonomy places the organism in Eukaryota, Viridiplantae, Streptophyta, Magnoliopsida, Rosales, Rosaceae. The transcript is spliced from 10 exons. Bases 115 to 2460 code for a protein of 781 amino acids.